GCUGGCUAUCUUGUCAACAUGGCGGAAAAGCCGUCUCAGGAGAGGAAGUUAGUGUAAUACUUUGCUCUGUUUGCCAGCUUCAGAAAAAUAUUAAGAUGAGACCACCUCCAGUAGUGACUGGCAUCUCUCCUGCAGAGGGUCCACCUGGAACUAAGGUGAUCAUUCGUGGAGAACACCUCGGUGUCAACGCGAAAGAUGUGACAGGUUCGUCUACAUGUCUGAUCAGGAAAUCUUUGUAAAGAUAUUUCCUUAGUUUUUCUGAGUUUGAUAUUGAAUCAGUCGCAAUUUUUUUCUGAAAUUUCAUCCGGCAAAUAUAAAUGCAAUGUGGUGACUUGCUCCUCCUUUACUGUGGUUACGUUACUGGGGUGGAAGAACAUACAAUCUUUGUGACCUCUCCCAAAAUAGCCUGGCGUCUCCAGCAUAUGGUUAACAAACUUAAAGUUUCCUGUACUGUCUGCUAAAUCUCCCAUAUAAAUGGAUAAUCUUUUCUUCACAAGUGAGAAAAUCUCGCUCAUUUUGUCUUCAUUACAAAUGAUUAUUGUGGAUACUCAAGGAUUAUUGCAUUUUGUUUGUUUAUUUGGAGUAUGUGUUUGAGGAGGUGGCUAAUAAAUUAAAUGAAAAUAAAAUUGGGGUAAGGAUUGGGGAUAGGGGUGAUAGAUAAUCUCCUAUUUCCAGAUUUAGAUUUCUACAGGUUAAACACUCUAAGAUGUACAUUUAUUUAAUAAAAAAAAAACAGUUGCAGGUCAUUUUAAGAAGAGUAUACUAUAUUUUCUCAAAUAAGCACUUGGGUGCUUGUUUAAAAUUUUGGCUAAAAGUGGGAGGGGCACUUAUUGGAAGGAGGGUGGUUAAUCAAGGGGGUACUUAGUGAUGAGAUAACAUUGAAAUAUAAUUAUGAAGACAGGAAAUCCAAAUGCGGCCAUUGGAGAUAUUGAUAGGUUGGUUGUAAAAAAACUUGGCUGUAAAAUGUGGAAGCAUUCUGGCUUUUACUCAGGAUGCAAACAAGUAGUUGUGAUAAGAAGAUACAGCAUCAGUUUAUUAGUUAUUAAAUCAUUAAAUUAUAGAGAAUUGUGGUAUAUGUACAACAAAUAAAUUAAAUAUUUACCUUAACUGAUUUUUGAUGUUAUCAGGUCUGACUAUUUGUGGUGCCAAUUGUCUGCUGUCAGCUGACUACAAGUCAGCCAGCAAAAUCGUAGCACGGACUGGAAAGGCUCAACCAGGGAAAGGAGAUGUGAUAGUCACAACACGAUCAGGAGGACAAGGAAGCUGUACUGUACAGUUUAAAAGUGUCAUGGUGGUUCCAGGUAUAUGUUCUCUAUCUGCACAAUUUAAUAGUUUAUUUUUAGUUUAGCCUUAAAACAGUAAUUGAUUUGUAAGAAGAAAAGGCACUACAAAGUUGAAGGAUAAUUCAUUAAGACAAUUAGUGUACUAAAUUUUAUUGUUUCCUUUUUGUUAUGUUGUAUAAUUUAUAUUUACCCACAAUUUUCUCCGUCUGAACAACCUACCUCAUUCAAACAGUUCAGUACACUAUUGAGUUUGAGAUAUAGGCGAUAACAAAUGGUGCUAAAAAUUUAGCCUCUCCUUGGGAAAUUGUGUUUCAAUGAGGUAUGUUAAUGUAACAUCAAAUAUUAUAUAUUGAGAGAAAGAAAAUUUAUUUGCAUCUUUUUUCAAUUUUGGUUGCAGAUCCUUUGAAAGAGAGUGCUGUUUGGUUGGAAGAGGUAGACCCAGAAGAAUUAAGGGUGCGGUCUGGCUCAGUAAGACCUGUGUCACCGCAGAUGAAUACCAGCCAAGAUCCCUUGGGAACAGGCACUGAUAUAUUUAGGUUAGUUCUGCUACGUUUGUUAAAAUGCACACUAGAGAAAAACUCCUUUUAAUGAAGAAAAGAACUUAUCAAUAACUUGUCAAUUGAUAUUAAGAUGAAUGAUGCAAUCAUAUGAUAUCAAACAAAGACAUAACAGUCCAGGAUUUAUUUGUACAUGUAGAAAACUGAUUCUUUUUAAAAGAUAUUAACUAUAAUGUUUUUAUAUUAAAAUCUUUUGUUAGCAAUAAAUUUACAGAGGAACAAAUUGAAGAGUUUUAUCCUGAAGGUUGGUUGAUUUAUUUCAAAUGGAAAUAACUUGUUGUUGCAUAAUAUUGGUAUUUCUAUCACUGAUAUUUCUAUCAUUGUAUACCUUUACUGGUUUCAGAAGUUGAUAAUUCUUUUACAAAUGUCAACUUUUGCUUGAUCAUACUGCCUAAAAAUGACUCUUUCAGAAGAUCAAAACUGCUGUACCUGUGUUAUUUAAAUGCCUUCCAAUGUAAUUUGAAUCUAUAUUUUUUUGGUUAUUUCUCUAAGCUUUUAACUAGUUGGUCAUAUAGGGUGGAUAAAUAUAAGUGGCCAAUGUAUCUGAUAGAUGCUUUCAAACUUUUAAUGAGUACAUGGAAACUUCAAGUUAGAACAUUUUGUGUGUUACACAUAAUCACAUUUGUCUGAGUAAUUCCAGAAUUCUUUGGUGUAUGUUUUUUUUUAAUUUUUGUUAUUGUUUUUGUGCCUUGAAGGAAGUGGAAAUAUCCUCAGUGAAAACUUUAUUCCAGGAUGGUUUUUAAUGGAGAGUCACUCAGAAACUGAGUGAGUAACAUUUGACUAUCAAAUAGUCAUUCAGUUUUCUUGUUAAGUCAUUGUUAACAUUGUUAAGUCAUCCAACUGUUUUUCUGAGUAUGCAGGCUGAUUCAAUCCUCUCAUGAAAUCUUGGUCUGUGAUGACAAACUCUUUUAUCACUCAUUUUUACUAUUAAUGAAACACACAUUUUCUUAAGUUAAAAAAAGAUGAGUGAGCAUAUGCACCAAGUUUUGAAAACCAAAUAAUUUUUGAAUAUUCACUCAGUUGGAGAGUAAAAACUCAGCAUUUGUGUAAAUUAAAAAUUGCAGUCAGUGGCAGCUUUUGAGUUGCUUUCGGUAAGUUUUAAUUUUUGUGACUAUGAUAGAAUCAAAAUAAAUUUCAAACUCACAAUGAUACUUUUUUUAGACAUUCAAUAAGUCAUUUUAGCUUUUGCUUAUUGCCUAUUAAAGGAGGCACUGUGCGCUGGUUGCUAGUAACCUGAGCUAAAGGAACAGAUACAAUGCAAUAUAAUAUUGUAAUUAUUUUUUUAUUGAGAUGAACCUUCUAAGGGUUAACUUACAUGUGUGUGGGUCUUCUAAAACUAUUGGUAACAGUAAUUACUGUAAUUUCAAAUGUUGUCAUUUAGUACAUACUAAGACAGUGGAAAGGUGGGCCCUGAUUACACUCUGAAUAUUCUUUCCUAUUCACCUUCAAGCAACUCAUGCAGGAUUUGCACCCAAAAGUAUUGUAAUAAUUAAAUUAGUUACUGUUUUAGUUUGUACAAAAACAAAUAUUUACUUCAGUGUCAGUGGCUAGCAGUGGAUAUUUAACUUGCCCCUUUGCAGCUUGGUAAAUAUCCACAACUAACUGCCAACACUGAAGGGAAUAGUUGUUAAUUGAUUUGUAUUGUUAAAUAAUGAAAUUUCAAUGUGAAGCGUAAAAACAGCGUAAAUAGAUACAAAACAGGAAACUGAUGGUGGCCCAAUUCAUGGCAAAACGUGUCUUCAAAAAGUAUUAUCUUAAGUUUGAAAUUUAUUUUGAUUUAUAUAUAUAUAUUUUCAGAUUUAAUACACUAUCAGCUGGUCUCAAAUAUCUGAGACAUGAGGAGUCAAGAAGGGCUACUGGUCCACUUGCAUUUGUCAAAGAGAAUGUUGGGACAUUCCUUGAUGCUGUUGACACUCUCAGAAGUAUCCUUUAAGGUUGGGGAUUUCAAUGGAAAUGAGUGUAAUGGGUAGAUAGGCUAUGCAUACAUUUAUAUGUGACAUUAAUAAUUAUUAGGGGACAAAUGAUAUACUGGUAUUAAAUAAUUAUUGACAUAUUAUGGAGAUAACUUAAUAAUACCUCCAGGUGUUGUGUAAAAUACACAUGUGUCAGUUUUUUCUCUCUGUUUUUUCCUCAUCCACUUACUUUCUAUUAGAUAGAGUGGAUAUACAUGUACUUGUACUGUUCACAUUUCAAAAUGGGAAUUGAUAGGCCAAAAUGAAGUUAACAAUUACUAAAACAGCGUAAUUGUGGGGUAAUAUCUCAAGCAUGGAAGGCUAACUUGACUUGACAAAAUUGCUCUCUUUUUUGGUAUGCUAAUAACACACAUGUUGUGAGUAUUUAAUGGCUGAAUUUCUUUAACUAAGAUGAUUAUUAGGUGUUCAGCAUGAUAUGCUGCGGGAUGAAAGCACCUGUGAUGGAGGAUCCAUUGUAGAGAAACUGGAGUCUUUUGUACAAGGUGUUGUUGAUGCACUUAAGGGCUGAAGACUACUUAUUUUAAACUACAUUAAUAAACAAACUGUGAUUUGAUUCUUUCCGAAACAUUUCCAAAAUUGGUUUUGCAUUUUUUUUCUAGAAUAUAUAAAUUCAUUUACGGUAUACAAUUAUGCACUACAUGUAACUCGUAUGGCAUGUUUUGGUUAAAACCUCUCUUGGUUUGAAAUAUGAAAAUUGCCAAAUCCUUGAACAAAGUACAUAAUAUUUUUAUGUUGUAGUUAAAACAAAUUUUUCACUUUAACCCUUUAACUCCAGGAUGUGAUUGUUAAUCCUCUCCUCUAGCUGCUACAUAUUUCUCUGUAAAUUAGUUUUGAAAAUUUGGUGUUGGAUCAAGAUAACAACUUCUACCUAAUAAGUUUGUGUAUUCUCAUUGCCUGUUUGCUGGAUAGUGUAUUGAACUUAUUGGGAGAAGUUACAAAUUAAUCACUUCUGGGAGUUAAAGAGUAAAAUGAUGUUAAACAAGUUUGGGUUGUACACAUUAAGCUCUCUUUGUCUCCUGAGUAAUUUUUAAAAAUAGCAACACAGUGAUGUACCAGGAACAAAAGAAGGAAAAAUUGAACUUGCUUACAAUUGUUUUGACUUGAAGUUAAUUCUAAACUAAAAGAAAAAAUUAUUAAUUUUUUUUCCCAACAGGUGCCAGCAAAAAUGCAGAGGGCUUGUUCCAGGAUGUGUUAGGUCGCAAAGAUGAUGCUGACAGAACAAGAAAUGCUCUCAAUGUUCUACAGAGAUUCAGAUUUCUGUUUAGUCUGCCACAAUGCAUUGAGAGAAACAUACAGCAGGUAUGCCCUUAAUCUUAGCUCUAACCCUUAAACUUGUUAACCUGCAUGGACCAACAUGUAUCUUCUCUUUACAAUGUUAUGGCAUCAUCCAGUAAACAUGGGAUAAGAAGAGAGAAACUUAUCAACUAGAUGAUUUUAUUCUCAUAUACACUGUAACACAAAAUUCUCUAAACUUAUUAACCAGAAAUAUGUAGUCAUUUGAAGAGAGAAUUAAUAAUUUAAUCUCACAGAGUUACAUGUAAAGGGUUCAAAUGUGUCUAGAAAAGUACCCUUCAGCACGGAGCAUGUUUGCUUCGCAUUGUCAUCUUUCCUACAAAGUAGUAUUCUGGGGGUGAAGCCUUUUAGCCAAGGUAGACACAUAUCUGUGUACAGAUCAAUGAGUUUCAGGUCAAAAUUAUUCCAAACUUAUCUUUGUUGUAUGAAUUCAGGGUGAUUAUGAGAUGGUAAUUAGUGAUUAUGGAAGGGCUAAAUCAUUGUUUGCUGGAACAGACAUAAAGAUUUUCAAAAGAGGUGAGCAUUUUGAUAAUGUGGUAAUUCACGGUAAUUCAGGAUAACUAGGAGAGGAACAUUUAAGGUCAAGUCAGCAAUUAAUCUUAGUGGCCCACAAGGUACCAGAGCUUAUCCUGACUUUUUAAGCAUGAAGUGAUCAGCAGUAUUGCUACUCUCCCUGGAUGUAAUGCUAGUUCAUUGCAGGUUACCCUCCUACAUUUCAUAACUCCUGGAUAAAGAGAAGCACUGUGAGGGUAAAGGAUCUUGCCCAAGAUCACAACACAUUGACCCAGCCAGGUCUGGAACCCAGACCUUUUGAGUCAGAGUCCUGUGUGCUAACCCCUAGGUCAACAGCCUUCCAGUAUGAAGAACAUUAGAAUUGCACAUGAUAUUUAUGGCUACCAACAACAGUUCUGGCAUUUCAUUCAACCUGCUUUUUACAUAUCAAUCAUUUGAAACUUGAAUAUUUCCUUUCAAAAAAGAAUUUUAGGUCUAAAUAUCUACAAAAUGAUGAUGGAAGUAAAACAAGGUUAUCUUAACUGUUGAUUGAGUCAGUUAAUUACUCAUAUUCUAGUUUUGCAAGAAGUUGAAGCCAAAAUAGAGAGUUUCCGUCAACAUCUUAAACUGAAACUUGCUGAUUUGCCGUCACCACCAGAAGAACAGAAGAGACUCAUAAGGUAUUACUGACAUUAGAUAAAGUUAACAGAGUUUAAAGAAUCAAGUAAACUGGUGGAACUAAGGCAUUCUGUGUUCUCCAUGUGCAAAGUCCUUUUCUUUAUUAAUUAUAGUUAUCCAUGAAGUUAGGACAAAAGAAAUACAAACCUUUUCUCAUAAUUGUAUUCCUGUAUCAGUGUUCUUUAUUAUUUUAAUUUUGAUAAUGUAAAUACAGUGUAUAUUAUUUACUUGAAAUACAUAGUCAUGUACCAUGUUUGAUCAUAUACAUGUAAAUCCAUGUCCAAACACCUCAAUACUCAUCAGAAAGUCAAAGUUUGUUAACAAUGUUAUGUUCUGCAUGAACACAACAAUAAAAGAGCCUGUAAGAACUUGUGUCAAUUUGGAAACCUCCAAGCCACCAUUUCAUAUGCCUUUAUACACUAGGUAUCUAGUGGACUUAGACUACCAAGGGGACCCUGCUUGGGAAUGUCUUGUCCUUCAGAAGGAUUGGUUACUCAAGCUAAUGACCACCUGCCAAGAAGAUCAUAAAUCUAAAGGCAAGUACUUCUAGGAGACUUUCUUUUUAAGUUGGCAAUCUUGUAGUUGUUUUCUUAAAAUCUUGUUCAACUUCUCUUUCAUAUUACUUGGCUGAAAUAGUUUUGUUCUUCUUGUCAGACUCUGUUCCUCUGCUUCAAGUUGAUUCUUCAAAGACAGAAUUAGACAUCAGAGCAUCAAGAAGUGUGAACACCAUGGGUUUGUGUAUUAUAAUCUGAUUUUUGAUGUACAUGACACACAUUUGCAUUUGCACAAGUUCACUCAGUGAUCUGUUUACUGUAGCAUCCCUAAAUUGGGGAAUGUAUCAGGUUAGUGGUUACUUUAUGGCAUGAUUAGUAUGGAAGGUUCAUGGCACCAAAAUGGAACUUAUUGCAACUUGAUAAUUCACAUUUUCUCCCACUUGAGGAUGGGUUUUCAAAUUGUAUUUACUUUAAAUUGUCAUUGCCAUAAUUUUGCUUUCAGUUGCUAUUAAUAAUUUUAAAUUGUCUUUAGUGUCAGAAUUAAAAGGAAAAAUUUUGAAAAGACUGUGGCUUAAGGCCUCUUUUUUUUGUCAGAAUUUAUUUUAUAUUCACACAGGUCUCAAACUUCAAUUUUUUUUUCAUAAUUUUUGAAUAUUAAAUAAUUGUUCAGGAGAAGCAUGCAUAAAUUGUAACUUACUCUCACAAUGAAAAACAAACAAUGUUACCUUAAUGUAACUAAAAAAAGAAAAUUUAAAGUAUUUUUAAGGACUUUUUAGAAAUUUUGAAUAUCUUUGGUUUCAGGAUCUUAUCAUAGUGAAUCUCUGGGAAUUCUUGGAGUCACUCCAGCACUAAAUAAGGCAACUUCUUUAGAAAGAAACAGUAAGUUACAGAAUACUUCUUAUAGAUAAGUUUGUGUAUUUUAAGUAAUUUACGGCAGUUGCCUUUACAUAUAGGAAGUUAUCAUAACAAGAUCAGAUAGCAUUGUGAUCAGCACUUUGGACACCUUAAUCCAGCAGUCUGAGUGGUUCACUGAGGUGUGUUCUUGGGUAAGACACCUCAUUCUCAUAGUCAGCUUCUGAGAAGUGAAGUAAACAGGGUUAUUUUGCUAUUUCCAACCCUUCCCCUCCGCUCCAUGCCAAGGUAACCUGAUAGAAUUUUUGAGGCUUCCCUGACAUUUUGCUGGUACCCUGUAAUACUCCUGGGUGAAGACAGGUAAUGCAAGAGUAAAGUAUCUUGCCCAAGAACACAACAUAAUGACUUACUAGCCAGGCGUCAAACCUCAAUAUCUCCACUUAGAGUUCAGUCCAACCAUUACAAUACCACAUCCCUCUCCCACCCCUCCACCCUAAUGGGAAGAGACAGUGUGAAAAUAAGAUUUCCUUGCCAACAACAGAACAAUUUAACCUGGUAUUAAAUGUCUUAUUUUAUUAGUGCUAUAGUUAUAGAAAAACUGUCUACAAGUUACUGAUAUUGCUUGGACAUUGUAGGCACCAGUGAAAAAUAGUAUUAUCAUGACAAAAACAAUAAUUUGAAGGAAUAAAAUGUAAAAAUGUGGUGAUUUCAAACUAAUCUAAUGUGGUUAUAUUAUUUUUUUUAGGUUUCAUUUAGGCUGACUGUUUUAUUUAUGUCAAUUUGUUUAAAUUGUCUAAUGUGUAUCAUCCUGAUUGUUUUCACCCAGUUAAAAGUGGUUCUUCAGUGCCGCAGCGGGUGGUGUUUGUUGAGGAAUUAUCAGAGCUAUUGACUGAGGGUUUACCUGAUUUGUGGAAACUGGGCCAAGCUUACUUCAAUGGAACCCUGAUUGGAGAUGUAUGUUUGGUUACUUUCUUGUUAAUGUUAUUGUGCCUAUCAUUGACCUUCUGUUCAAAGUCUUAAAACCAGUUGUGCAGAUAUUUUUAUGACCCUACUCUCUGUGUGGGCAGAAUGGGACAAAGAAGAUGAUAUGUAUUUUUAAGUUAUACAUUGUUACACUUUAUACAUAAUCAUUUGAUGAAUCACACAACAUCAGAUUCAUUUGAUUAAAAUAGAUAGAAGGAAGUGAAGUAUAGAUGACCAAAUUCAUACAGAUUUGACACUCUAGUAAUAUCAUUCCUAUACUUCUAUGCUUCACCUUUGGAAUGAUUCAGUCAUUUUUCUUUACCAUAGUUAUCAUCUAUAAUUUUUUAAGCCAAUCAAUUCCAAAUUCGAAAUGCGUAGUUGGAAGACAUAUUAACUUAAAGGAAUUUUACUCAAUAUUUAGUUUUAUUACAGGCUGUUAACCAUCUUAAAGUUUGUAAUAAUUUUUUUCUCCUAUUCUUUGCCACCCAUAGAAGUCAGACCCUUUAUAAAUCAAAGCAGCCUACUAUUCCUCUAGUAUCAGCACUUGUCUUUGUGCAUAUACUCCCAUCUAUAUCAAAUAACUUAAAGUUGACUUUUUUCCCUUUCCAAACAGUCCAGUGGGUCAUCAAAGCAACUCAAGCCUACAGCACAAAAGCAAAAAUCUUUUGAGGUAUUUGCAGCAAUAUUUGUGCGUACAUGUAUGUUUAGUAUUGAUUUCGUGGAAGUAUGAUUAACUUAAUCAUGUUCUUGGUUGGAAAAAAAAUGCAGGCCAUGUAUCAAGGAAAGGAUUCUAUCUUUUUACCUAAUGUACAUGUUGCCAUGGUGUUCUUCCUGGUUUAUUUUCUUUCAGGAAAUGAUACAUGAUGUGACAUCAUCAUAUGCAGAUCUUGUUAAAGCAGCAUUUUUUCCAAGUUCAUCUACUGUGCUUAAUGUUCCUUCUAAAGAGAAACAAGGAUCUUGGCAUACUCCUGUAGAGGGGAUGGGUGCUUGGCUUCCAUCCUGUGUCAGAUAUGUCAGGUAACUAUUUUGAUAGCAUUGAAAUGCCCAUUCAUUGAUACAUCCUACUCUGUGUGAACUUUUAAUGACAUUACCAUAUGGUUACACCAUUAUGGUUAUGCACUGUUCUGCCAUUUUACCAGAUAAGGGCAUCAGAUCACUCAAAAUAUGCCAUGGUAUUAAACUGUGAGUAGAGCAAAACUACCAACAGAAUGUGGAGCAACAAAAUGGUCUCAGUGAACCUUGCAAACUUUAAUUUUUUUUGGUUUCAGGUUUGUCUUUACUGAGCAACAAACUUUUGUAGGCAUUUUGUUUCAUCUGUAUUGUUUGUAUAUGUUUUUUCUUUUACCCACACCUUAUGACAUCACUGAGAUGCUCAUUUGAUGAUGCUCCAGAAACUUUUGUGUGUUACAUUUCCCCAACCUGAGUCUUUCUUAUUUGUUUUAGUUUCAAACCUUUAGGGACAGUGUUUUGGCCAAGUUUGUAAUUGACUCUACAUUUACAUACAAAGUUUUUCUUUAAUGUGCAUGUACACUGAGUCUUAAAACCUAAUGUUGUUGUUAACAGAUCUUGCAUGGAGUCCCUACAAAGGUUAACUCUUCCAAAUCAAGCUUUAGAUGGUAUUAAAAAGCUGGUUGGAGACCUGCGUAUGCUCUGUGCUAAAGAAGUCUUUAAAGAAGCCACUGAAGGUUACAUCUGUGAAGUCUUCACAAUUCUGUUUUGAGUAUCUCUGUCCCCUAUGCCUUAACUAGUGUUUCCCAUAAGUCUUUCUUUGUAAAUGAAAUAAGAGAGAUGGCAACUGGAAACUUAUCAUCUCUCCUAUUGUAUUUACAAACAUGACUUUCUUGACAUUGCUGAUCCUAGCAGUAUGCAUGGCACAUGUCAUGAACUUACUGAACUAACAGGUGUUGCUCACCAUAUAGUCUCUGUGACUUAGUGGUAGAGCAUUGGAGUGCAGAAUCUGAGGGUCAGAGGUUUGAUUCCUAAUUUUUUCUCUCCCAUGCUUGUGACAAUGGAAAAACAACAUCCUUCUUUAAGUCUUUCUUAAUUCAGAUACUUUUUUUCAGACUUACAAUUAGAUAAAACUUGAAUUUUCCAUGUAGCAUCAAUAAGUUUUAAUGGAAGAAGAUGUACAAUGAAGUAUGUUUCUAUGGGAAUUAGAAAUAAAUUUAUAUUAAAGUUAAGAAAAAAUACUGCUAAUGGAAAGUCAUACCAAUCAAAUUUUCCUCUGCAUAACAGUUAUGCCAUUCUCAUUAGGAACUUUUUGUUGGGACAUUUACAUUUUAGGGCCAUUGUCUGGAGAAACUUAACUGAGCUGUUCUCUCCAAAUCUUUAUGUAGAUAUCAAAUCACUACACUGCAGUGAGUUCUGGAGCUUGGAGCUGCAGGAAAAUGUUGGUCGGAUCACAAGCUUGGUAAGGUUGUUAGUUUGUAUUUUCACUGGCCACUUUUAAACAAAUGAAAAGAGCUAAUUAAAAAUACCUGUGUGCUCCCUCUUUUAGGAUUUUCAAUUUUCAUUCUCCAGCUGAUUACUUGUAUUGAUGACAUAGGGUGUUCCAUGUCAGUUUCAUUGAGAAUCAAAUCAGGCUCUUUACCCAGUGUAACAAGAUAACAAUGGAAAAUGCACUUACCAGCAUUAUACAUCAUGUAAUAAGGUAAUUGUGGAAAAUGUGCAUGGCAGUGUUUUACAAUGGGUGAUGAGAUGAUAGUGCAAAGUGCACUUGGCAGUUUACCAUGGGUAAUAUGGUAAAAACAAGGUCAUCGUGGAUAAUGUGCAUGGCCAUUCAUUUUACAGUCUAUCCCUUCCCAGCGUCUCAAAACUUUGUUAUGAAUAUCUGUCUUUAAUAUAUUGUAGCCUCUAAUGUUUGAAAACAUUGUCAUGGAAACGCUCCAUACACUACGAGAAAUGGCUCUGAGUGGAGAAACAGAUAAAAGGAAGGUAAUAAUUUCUGCAUUUUGCAUACUUAAGAUGUCGUUGUCUUUUGGGGACUUUUCAUAAUAGUUAUAAUAUGAAAACCAACCUAGUUGCUAUUAUUCAUUUUGAACCAUUUCACUCCCAAGAUCACAUUAGUUGUUUUCCUUACAGUGUGCCAUACAGUUCUUAUAAUGUACAUGUAAGUGUGGAGAAUUUGGUAUUAGAUUAACUUAUAAUCCCCUAAUUUAUAUUUUUCUUUAUUCUCAUCACUUAUCCGCUUGAUUUUAUAUUGAUAUUGUAAGGAAAAAUUCUGUGUUGUCACUCAUGGGAGUGAAAGGUUUAAUGCCUUUUAAUACAAUAUAGUACUUAAUUUAUAUCCUUAUUAAUGGAUUGUUUAAUGGAAUAUUAAUUUAUCUGUUUGUGCAGAAUCUGUUAUUGGUACCUGAAGUGUUGUCUGCAUUCCUGAGUGUACCAUCGUAUUUCAAAUCCCAGUUUAUUAUCAAUGAAAGUUUCCUUUUUGAAUUUUGUUCACUCUUGUUAUUGAAAACUUCUCUAAUUAAGAGACUGAGAUGUUUUUCAUGCCUGUGUAUGCAGAAAUGCUGACAAUUAGAAAAAUAGUGUUUUGAAAAUAUGUAACAAGUUUGGUACAUAAUGUAGUAGGAUCAGAAGAUGGCAAAUGUUGGCUUUGGUUGUCAAAUGUAAAAAAAAUGUUCAUUUUCUUUUGUAGAAUAUACAGCUGAAAACAGAUGCAGUUGAUCUUUUCAAGGAGAUGUUCCAGGUUUGUAAUCAUUGGUUUGAGUCAUAUAUUAAGGAAUUCCCCAUCUGUGAGCCAAAUGCAAUUAUUGCAUGUAUAGCAAGUUUGCAUAACAUCAGCAUGGGUCUGAAUGAACAACAAGUUUAUCUUGGAUAAAUGAACAAAUGAAUGAGUAAACAGAGGAGUGAACAAAAAAAAAGGCUCUUUAAUUUUAUAUUGAAAUUUUUAAUUUAUUAUCCUGAUCAGUUUGUGUUGUGGUACAACUAUGAUAAUGUUUUCAUUUUUGACUUUUCAGGCUUUUAUCAAGUGUCUUCACCAUUUGGCUUUUCAACCAGAUCAGGAGUCAGACAAAGUUUCUUUGUGAGUGAUACAUGAUUUUUUUGCGAGACUUUUCAAGGUGAAAAGAAUUCCUUUUCUUUAGCAACUUCACCUGUUUUGAUAUAAAUGAACAACCUUUUUUAAGUGUACAAUAUGUCAAAUCACAUUUUAUGAUUUAUCAGCAUAUCUGAAAUCCAGAAGUCAGCUGCCUUCUCAUUACAUAAGGUCUACCAUCAGCUUUUCUUGAUAAAUGUUUUGGGUUCUGUCUGACAAGCAGGUCUGGUACAAAGGGCAGUACUGGAGGUGGGUCUCAAGAGAAUCUGGAUAUAUCAUCUCAGUCAAUGGAAGACAAUACACCAGAUGUUGUAAGUUUUGUCAGAAGUUCUGGCAAAUAUUGUUUACAAUGGUAGGCUUUUUGGGUUAUAGAGGUUCAUAUGGAAGAUCUUUUGCUAAAGCUUGGAAAAUUCUACUUAAUUUUAAAGCCAAAAUUGUUUAAUAUACAAAACAAAAAGAAUCAACAGUUUGUGACUGUGGUAUUGUCCUGAUUGUGAAGAGCAAGAGCAAAGUGUUGAAUGUCUUGAAGCUUCUGAUACAGGGCACCAUGCAAGAUCACACCCACCUUCGCAGUGCGAACUGAACAACGGUACUAGAAACAGGGUUUUAUUGUCCAAGUAAUCAAAAUUGCUGAUUUGUGAUGAAAGUUUAUCGCUACUUCUUUUAAGGCCAAACAAAGUAUACAUGAGCUACAUGUAUGUUAAAGCUGCCUAAUGUUGCUCAGCAGAACUGUUUAUUCCUUAACAAGGGCAAUGUAUUUAGCUUGCUAGCUAAUCAUUCUUACCUUAAAACAUUAUGUCGAUGCCAAAACCAUCUGAGGAAGUGAAGUUUAAAACAUCAAUCGCCAUGACAAUUAUCGCCAGCCUCAAUCCCAGCUAUCUCUUGAAGUUUUUCUGAAGAAGCGGGUUGUUUUAGAACUAAGUCUGCAUUUUACCCCUGGUCUGGUCUGCAGUCUUCAGUCUGCAUUUUACACUCAGUCUGCACUUCACCACCAGUCUGCAGUCUGUGUUUUUCUCUGACCGAUAUCAAAAGCAAAAAGUUGACCAUAUCAAAAGUCAACUUGACCAAAUAAAAAGUCAACUUGACCAUACAAAAAAUAAAAAGUUGAGUUGACCAUAUGAAAAGUAAAAAUUGAUGUUAUUAAAAGUAAAAAGGGGACCACAUAAAACUCAAGUUGACCAUAUAAAAAGUAAAAAGUAGACUGUAUAAAAAGUUGAAUUGACCAUAUAAAAACUAAACUGGGUCACUGAAAUACAGAGGGAAUAUUGACUGGUUUGGCACCCCUUGGCACUCCCUCCCCCGUAUUCGGGAAGUGGUCAGGUAAUCAAUUAUUCCUUUUAAGUAACCACGUGAAAGCAUUCUCUUCAUGACUUAUCAAACUUGUCUGGCAAUAUAUACUCUAUUUCUCUACAAAAUUUAUUGUGUGUAUUUCAUUUGAUCUGUUUUUUAACCAGGAUGAAAGGUUGCUGAUUGUGCUCAAUAACUGUCGAUAUGUAAGAAUCAAUGUCCUUCCAAAACUGGUGGACAGCUUUAGAAAUAACGACUAUCCUAUCAGUGACAAGCUUAAAAAGGUAAUUUAACUGCAAAAAAAGUACACUGUGCAGUGUAUUUGAAAAUCAGCUUUGGUGUACUUGAAUAUGUAUAAGCAUGCAAAGUUAGUGAAGCCAAAAGCCUGUAAAUAGAUACUCUAUGUACAAGGCAGUCACACUUUUUUGUUUUUCGUUUUUUUGUUUAUUUGUUUUUUCCAAGUCAAUUCUGAAAUAAUUCACUUACUAAAUGGAGUGAGUACAACCUGCAGGCAUGGUUAGCUAUAAGUCAAUGCUUCUAAUAAAUGUUGACAUCAACAUGUGUCAUGAUUAUGUAUUAUUCUACUUAAGAUAUAUUUCUUAGUUUAUUAUUCCAAACUUUGGUUCAAAAAUGGCUAAAAAAAGAUGUCAAUAGGUUUCUUUAUAUUUACUUGUCACUUUGCCGCUUAUUUCCAAUGAGUGGAUGCUACAUAACAAUCAUUCAUUCAUUGUCAUAAGGAUCUCACCAGUGAAUUGUGUGAUUUGGAAAACAAAAUCUUCAAGGAAUACAUUGAUCAGAAAGCUGAGCCACUGUUGACCCAUGUGGAGUCUGGGAUGACAAUAGGUGACUUCAAAUGGCACAACUGUCUUCCUCCAAAAGGUACAGGGAUACAGAAAUGUCAACAGUAGACUGUGUUAAAAAACACACCUUCGCUUUGUGUGUGAUUGCUUUUCUUGACUUUCAGAAGCAUUUUUAUGAGUUUUUUUCCCUUUUGUGGUUAUGCAGAUGUGCGCAGCUAUGUUAAAGAUGUUAUAAUGAACUUGGUUACUGUACAUGCACAGGUGGGUGGCAGUAUGUGUAACCUGAUCUUAUAAUGCUGAGAAGUUGCUGCAGUGCAAAAUAAGGAGCAGACAGAAUAACAGAAGUAACACACAAACAAACAGACAAAGCAGCAGAAUGGUAAACAAACAUGAACACACACACAGACACACCCUCUAUUAACAGAUGGCUGGAAAGCAGGUGUGUUGUCAGACAAAUGCAGAGAGGUAAACAAGUAUAGGAAAGCAGACAAACAGGCAAAAAUACCAACUAGUGGAAAAUCAGGGAACAGUGUGGAGAAAGAGAUUACAGGCUAACCAAUGCAAAGGGAUGAGAGUAAAGAUAAAUAGAUGGUCUUUUUUUAGCAUUUGAUUGUAGCUCUAAAGUUAGCUUUUGUAUUUUUACCUCAGGUGUUUGCAGUAUCUGAGGAGCUUGUAAGUCAGGUGUUGUCCCAUUUGACUGACAUGUUGGCAGAUGAGUUCUGCAAGCUCAUUAGUGGGGUGAAAACAUUUACUUCAGCUGGAGCUGUUACCGUAAGUUAAAUACAGAUGUAUUUUUUAUUUCAACUUAGUUUAUGAUCAGCUGAGAAUUUGCUGUAAGUUUUACCAAACAACCUGAUGGCUGUAUCCUUAUCAUAGGAAAACAUUGCUAUGAGGCUCCUAUGUCUUCAAACCUGAGAUUCUUGAACUUGAAAACCAUUGAGUCAUGACAACAGACUGUAUAAUUCUGAAUUAGUCUAGGUCGACUGUCUGAGCUCACACUCGAAGAAAAAAGAUGGUUGUUGGGUUUAUAUUAUGAGUGCAUACAGAGGAAGAAACAAAAUUUCUCUGUGACCUCUAUGAUGGAGUAAACUUAGAUAAUAAACUAUCUGCCUCAAAUUCGUGACCCUUACAACACGCAAUAGUCUAGCUUCGUCAUUUAUCCCAGAGUAUAUACCAAAGUCAACUGUCAUGCAAUGUCCUACAGAUCACCCAUGUUUCCUUUUAUACACACACACCUCUAGACACGUGUAUAUACAGAAAAAAUAUUACUUUUUAAAUAUUACAAGGUAGGUAAUCCAAGUUAUAAUGCAGGAGAGUGUUUGUAUUUAAUAAAAUCUUGACAAUGUUCUCAGAACUCUUUUAAGAAUUUUUAAUUUUUUCCACCUUCUUUUAACUCAGGACACAGUUUGAAGAAUAUGUGUCAAACAGAGUUAUUAAGUUAAACCCUUAAAAAAAACUAGAGGUGGUAGCUCUCGAUAAAUUUUUGUAGGAACAACAUCCUUUGCACAAUCAGAAAGUUGGGUGUGGAAGUGUUUAAUAUGCAAUAGUCCUUCUGUAUUCUGAUUGGCUGUACUUUCUAUGGCUUAGUUUAUUAAGACCUGUUUGUUACUGUCAUCUCUCAAGUAAUAUGUACCAACAAAACUCAUCUGUCCUCCAAACAAAAGAGUAGAACAAAUUAAUCUCUUUGAUCAGGAAUUGUACAUUUGAUUAACAGCAUCCUUUUUUUUAAGGCACAUUUGGAGGCACAAGCUAUUCAAGAAGCACUAACAGCUUAUCUCUCACAGUAUGCUAGGUGUGUUUGUUUGUUUUUACUCUGUAUUAGGAGUUGCGCUCAUGGGAAAGCUUCUUUCUUCCUUCUUUUUGUCAGUUCCUUAGAUCUUCUAUUGUAAAGUCUCCUCUCUUUUAGGGUGCAACCAAGGCUCAUGAUCAAUAAUCUGAAUUAACAUAUGUUUUGCUUAAUAUAUCUUUCGUUUUGUUCUUUUUAAGUGUACAGGAUAGACAUUUGGUUUCCUAUCCUUUAAGCUUCUGUUUCAGUUCACAGGAUUUGAUGUUAAGAAAUCGUGUUGUAUUUCAGGGAUUUAUUCCAAGCCGCAUUCAGUAAGGUGCCCAGCAUUACUAAAGAUUCAGAUAAGAGGUGAGGUGGACCAUGAGGUCUUCGCACUCAGGGAGUGAACAAGAAGGGUAUUUGGGGGCGGAAAUUGUAGAAAGAGGGGUGAGAAUGCUUCCCUGUGUAUAUUAAUGUAUCGCUGAUUGCCGAACCUUGUUAGCUUUUCUCGCAAUCAAAAAGGAAGAGUGGGAACGAGUUACUGCCUAAUAUCUAGAGUUUCUCACCUGUCUUUUACUAUUUUACCUUGUAUUGAAUAUGUUAAUACCUCAACCAUACGGAACCCGUGGUUUACACACUGAGAAACACUUCAAUUUUGGGUGUAAAGUUUUCUGCGGACAGUUAAUUAUAACACAUGAGAACUUUUCUGUUUUUUAAGAUCAUUUUUUCCUUGUUUUGAAAGCCACGGUAUAUGAUAGUAAUGUUUCUUUGUUACAGAUUAAUAGAAGCUUUGAUGACAACUUUCAAACGGCGCAUGCGCUUCCAGCUGCUGUGUUUUCAGGUCGAUAUGGAGGAGCUAUGACCUCAUAACAGUUCACAGUCUUCUUGUCCAGUCUUAGAUUAUAUAAGGUCAAGAAUAGAUAAGAUGUCAGCAACAUAGUGAGAGGUUGGGUGCAAUGCCUUGAACCCCAUGUGUAGAUGUAUGCACGCUUUGUCCGGCAUUCUGUCUCCCUCUCUUACUGAAAAGGUAGCAAAUGCUCGGUUAAAUCUAUUUCAUGGAAUAGAUCGAUUGUUCGAUGUUAUAAUUGUAAUUGACCAUACUGGUUGUUCAUCAAACAACAUCUUAACCCUUUACACCCUAACACCAUUAUGCAUAUUCUCUAUACUAUUCUCUAUACAUUCCCUAGGUUCUAACAAGGAGAAUUUGUAAAACCAUCAAGAGCUUUGUUAGUUGUUGAUCAUUUCCUUUAUUCUCGUGACUUUUUAUUCAGGGGUGAUAUUGUAAGGAGAAAUUAAAACCUUGUCACUCUUACGGGUUAAAGGGUUAUUUGCAUAAUGCUAACUUGUAGUCAUACCAACAUCAUGAAGAGGUCUUGUGAGUGCCUAUCCGUUGGGCUUUUUGGCGUCUGUAUCAUAAUAUUCAAACAGGAC
Molecule: messenger RNA, 17904 nt
Organism: Pocillopora meandrina
Lineage: Eukaryota; Metazoa; Cnidaria; Anthozoa; Scleractinia; Pocilloporidae
Source: the annotation of a GenBank genome assembly